GGUUCUUUAGUGAUAAACAUCACCACCAGUAUAUAUAAUCUAACCCGCGUCUGGUAUUUUAGGCAAAAGCAAAGCCAAUAGCAACUUUACGCAAGCUUUAAUAGUGAGACUAUAGAGGCAGACCACCAUGAGAGCUCAGAUACAGAGAGCUCCUCAGAUUCUGGAGCUGUUAAAGAAAAAGAAGUCUGUGGGGCUCCAGCACUGUAAGCCCACAUCCUCAGUGUGUGUGCUGGACUCCAGUAAGGAGGUGGAUGCUGCUGCUGCUGCUGCUGCGGCUGCUGCUGCUGCUGCGCCAUGCGGGCACUCGCUCCAUGACAUCCCGGGUCCUACCAGCUGGCCAAUUUUGGGCAACUUGAUUGACAUUGUUCGCAGAGGAGGAUUGAAGAAACAACACGAGACAGUGAUGGAAUACCAUAAAACGUUUGGCAAGAUUUUUCGGAUGAAGAUCGGCUCGUUUGAAUCAGUAAACAUUGGAGCACCAUGCCUGCUGGAAGCGCUUUACAGGAAGGAGGGGAACUAUCCACAGAGACUGGAGAUCCCACCAUGGAAAGCAUACAGAGACCUCAGAGACGAGGCUUACGGACUUCUCAUCUUAGAAGGAAAAGACUGGCAGAGAAUGAGAAGCACAUUGCAGCAUAAAUUGAUGAAACCAACCGAAGUUGGGAAACUCGAUUGCAAGAUUAAUGAGGUUUUAGAUGACUUCAUUAAAAGAAUUAAACUGAUUAAUGUUGAUGGAAAGAUUGAUGACUUGUACUUUGAGCUAAACAAGUGGUCCUUUGAAACUAUUUGCUCUGUGCUGUAUGACAAACGUUUUGGGAUCCUGCAAGAAAAUGCCAAUGAGGAGGCAGUUGAGUUUAUCACCGCGAUAAAAACGAUGAUGAGCAUGUUUGGCAGAAUGAUGGUGACUCCAGUUAGUCUUCACAAGAGGUUGAACACAAAGACAUGGCAGGACCACACAGCUGCCUGGGACCGUAUUUUUAGUACAGCCAAAAUCUACAUUGACAAGAAACUGAAGAGACACUUAAAUGGACAAACCGAUGGCUUCCUUAGUGAUGUCUACAUCAGCAGUCAGCUCACCAAAAAGGAGCUGUAUGCAGCAAUAACUGAACUCCAGAUCGGGGGUGUGGAAACGACUGCCAACAGUGCAUUAUGGGCCAUUUUCAACCUUUCAAGGAACCCACACGUUCAGGACAGGCUGCUGAAGGAGAUCAAAGAAGUGGUACCUGAUGGACAGGCUCCAACCGCUGAGCAUAUUAAAACCAUGCCUUAUCUUAAGGCUUGUCUGAAGGAGUCCAUGAGACUUUCACCCUCCAUUCCAUUCACAAGCCGGACUUUGGACAAAGACAUGGUGCUGGGAGACUACUCAUUGCCUAAAGGAACUGUUUUGAUGAUUAACAGCCAGGCUUUGGGUUCUAAUGAGGAAUGCUUUGACGACGGGAAACAGUUCAGACCGGAACGCUGGCUUGAGAACAAAACCUCUAUCAACCCGUUCGCACAUGUACCUUUUGGCAUCGGCAAAAGGAUGUGCAUCGGCCGGCGGCUGGCUGAGCUACAGAUACAGCUCGCUCUGUGCUGGCUAAUUCGUAAUUAUGAGAUUGUGGCAACAGAUAAUGAGCCAGUGGAUUCUGUACAUACAGGAACACUGGUGCCCAGUCGAGAACUUCCCGUGGCUUUCAGGCGCAGAUAAGCGCUUGUGCUCCAGUCUCACUUGGUAAUGGAUAACUCCAUAGCCUUUCCAAGAGGUUUCAAGAAGGCUAGAUUUUGCUGCUAUGUUGCUGUUAACUUUUAAAAUAUAUCUUUCAGAAUGUGAUUACCUAAGAUAUACCUCAGAUUAUAAAUAUUUAGUUUACCUUGUACCUAAUUAUGUAUUCCAUGUUAUAAAUGAGUAUUAUCUAUUUAUUAGUUUAGAUGACCACUGUCAUUAAAGUGUAAUUUUGUAAUAAGUACCACAAACUGUAUAAUUGUAUUAAAGUGUAUUAUUAUAUAGCCUUGCAUGUAAACUAUUUUAUUUAAGCAUUGGAAUACACGUAUGUAAAUCUAUGUAAACUACAGUAUGUAAAACAAUGAGUGUGUGAUGUUUGUAUGUUGAUAAUACAUUCUCGUAUAUUACAAAUGAUCAAAUAUUACAUUUAUAUAUGUAAUACUUUUUGUAUAUAUUGCAUUUACAUGUUAUUUGUUUACUUUGUAAGUAUCUAUACAUUUUGUCAAAAACAAAGAAAUAAACUUAACAACUUUAAUAAAACAA
Molecule: messenger RNA, 2245 nt
Organism: Trichomycterus rosablanca
Lineage: Eukaryota; Metazoa; Chordata; Actinopteri; Siluriformes; Trichomycteridae
Gene: cyp24a1
Product: 1,25-dihydroxyvitamin D(3) 24-hydroxylase, mitochondrial
Exons: 12
Coding region: 128-1687 (519 amino acids)
Biological process (GO): cellular response to peptide hormone stimulus; C21-steroid hormone biosynthetic process; cholesterol metabolic process
Cellular component (GO): mitochondrial inner membrane
Molecular function (GO): heme binding; monooxygenase activity; iron ion binding
Source: RefSeq, a predicted model, not a curated record